Messenger RNA from Fragaria vesca subsp. vesca, 927 nucleotides. RefSeq names its product anoctamin-like protein Os01g0706700-like. The transcript is spliced from 5 exons. Lineage: Eukaryota; Viridiplantae; Streptophyta; Magnoliopsida; Rosales; Rosaceae. Bases 391 to 855 code for a protein of 154 amino acids. The record is from RefSeq and is a predicted model, not a curated record.
AUGUUCAGGAAGAAGAGGAAGAAGAGAUAGUCGAAUCUGAUCUUGAGCUCAAAGGCGACAUUGUGGAGCCUGACAAUAAGCCUUCUCAGAAGAUGGGAGACGCAUCUGUCGAGUUCAUUUAAGAGAAUCGUGAUGCCUUUAUAGAUAGGAGCAUGGUCAGGAUUUUGUUCAAAAGCCAUAGACCCAUUUCGCAAUUUCGCCCUUUUCUUAUGAAACCCACCACCUUUGGUCUCUCUGAGGUUCCAUUGUUCCCAAAUACGAGUACCCAGUUUAGUUUCUGACCCAGUUUUUGGAAAAAGGUUACAUUUUUAGGUUGGUUUGCGCUUUGUUCGUUUGGAUCAUAAUUGUAGAGACCCAUUUGCGAAGUUUGAAGCUUUGGGUGGGCUUGAGAUGAACGUUGUUGAGGAGGAAGAGAGUGCUUUUGAGAUUGGGGUUGUGGUUCCAAAGAGAAAUGUUAAGGCGGAAGAAGAGGAUUACUGUGUUGAGGUUUUGGUCAAUGAAUUCAAGAAUGUGGGUUUUAUAGUUGAGAGAGUCCCUGGCGUUGUUGAUGACUUCAUCAAGCUGGCAACGCCUUUGGAGACAUUGGGGAGAGCUGCAGUCGAGUUGCAAAUCAAAAAGCGAACUCGAAUUGGGAUGGAUUUACAAUUUGAAUGGGACGAGGUAGAUGCUUUUGUGAGGCAACCUUAUGGUUCAUUGUUCAGCUGGUGUGAGCGUUUUCAUUGCUAUAGGCACUUGAUAUAUGGAAUUAUGAACAAGAGCAAGUCAGCUGUAACCUUGAGAUUUGAUGGGAAAGAGUUCAAUUGGGAAGUUGGGGAAUAUUUACUUAAGAAUGGCUGCAGUUUUGUCACAUUCUAAAUGAGAUGACUUUUGACUGAUAGAUGAAGUGAAAAGGAAGAAACUCCUUCACACUUGGGCUUUGCACUGGUG